AUGGCUGAAUCCUGUCAUAAUAGAUCUUAUUAUGAAACAGCCAUACGUAACGAAGAAUUUGGCCCUUGUAAUAAAUGUAGAAAGCCAAAAACUGACGAUGAUUGGUGUCAAAGUUGUUGUUCGGAUCGAUUUGAACUAGAUAGUAAGUUUAAUAAUAAGUGGACAAGUGGGAAUGAUAGUAUAGAUGGAUUUGUUAGACGAGCUCAAUCAAAAGCGCGAAAUCAUUGGGAAGUUAUAGAAUGGAUUCCAUAUAAGAGAUUAAUAAAUGUAAAAUAUCUCACAAAAGGUGGUUUUAGUACUAUUAACAAGGCUAUUUGGUUAGAUGGAUAUAUAAUUUGUUGGAAUGAUAUCAAAAAUGUUUGGAAUAGAAAUCGUUAUAAACUUGAAGAAGAAGAUUAUUUAGAUUAUAGAACUCUAAAGGAAGAUGAAAAGUUCGGAUUUCAUGUUGUUCUUAAGAGCUUAAAUAAUAUUAACGAGGAUUUUUUAAAUGAGUGGGAAAAUUAUUUAGAAUUUUUAUAUUCAGCUAUAAAUAACUAUGCAAAUUUUGUGAGAGUAUUUGGGAUAACUCAAGAUCCAAAAACAAAAGUUUAUAUGGUCGUAUUAGAAGAAAUGAAGAGAGGGAGUUUAAGAGAUAAUUUAUUAAUAAAAAAAUAUAAUCCAAAUGAUAAAUAUCAUAAUUUAUACGAAAUAGCAUGUUCACUUUCAGCUUUAUCCAAGACUAGUAUGACUCAUGGAGAUUUACAUAACGGAAACUUGCUCUUAAAAGAUGAAUUCCAUAUAUAUAUAAGUGAUUUUGGACAGAGUAGACAAUUUAAUCAAUCAAUUAAUUCCAAGGAUAUUUAUGGAGUAAUUCCUUAUAUGGCACCAGAAGUAUUACGUGGAAAACCAUAUACUAAAGCUUCAGAUAUUUAUAGCUUCGGUGUUAUUAUGUGGGAGUUUACAUCAGGAGUUCCAGCAUUUCACGAUAUUCCUCAUGAUUUUAAUCUUUCUUUACAAAUAUGUAAAGGACAUAGACCAGAAAUUAUAGAAGGCACAGAACCUGAUUAUGUAGAAUUAAUGAAAAGAUGUUGGGAUAAUGAUCCUAAUAAAAGACCAACUGCGAAAGAAUUAUCAGAAAUAUUUGAUGUAUGGUCGGCAAAAUAUCUUAUGGAAAUGGAUUAUGAUAAGAGAAAAUCAGUACCGGUACCUACUAUUAUAGAGAAUCAUCCAUUAUCCUGUUAUAUAAGCAGAAAAAUCGAUCAUUAUGCAAAAUUAAAUGAAAUUUUAGAUCAAGGAGAAUUAAGUUCAAUAAUUGUGAUUGAUGAAGGAAAAGAUGAUGAAGGAAAAUAUAAUAUUGAAUCUGAAUUAGAAGAAUUAAAGAUUUAA
This is a messenger RNA of Rhizophagus irregularis DAOM 181602=DAOM 197198, 1365 nucleotides long. NCBI's taxonomy places the organism in Eukaryota, Fungi, Glomeromycota, Glomeromycetes, Glomerales, Glomeraceae. The record is from RefSeq and is a predicted model, not a curated record.